Messenger RNA from Opisthocomus hoazin, 420 nucleotides. It is a transcript of the gene TCF24, whose product is annotated as transcription factor 24. Gene Ontology annotation, molecular function: protein dimerization activity; RNA polymerase II transcription regulatory region sequence-specific DNA binding; DNA-binding transcription factor activity, RNA polymerase II-specific. The record is from RefSeq and is a predicted model, not a curated record. NCBI's taxonomy places the organism in Eukaryota, Metazoa, Chordata, Aves, Opisthocomiformes, Opisthocomidae. Gene Ontology annotation, biological process: developmental process; regulation of transcription by RNA polymerase II.
AUGGCCAAAAUCCAGUUUACAAGAUGCUUGUACAGCGUGGAAAUUCCUGCGGAGCCUCCCGGCCGACCCGCCGCCGCUAACGCCGCCCGGGAGCGCAGCCGGGUUCAGACCCUGCGCCAUGCCUUCCUCGAGCUGCAGAAGACUCUCCCCUCUGUGCCGCCCGACACCAAGCUCUCCAAGCUGGAUGUUCUCCUCCUGGCCACCACCUACAUCGCACACCUCACUCGCAGCCUUCAGGAUGAGGAAGAGUCACCGGGAGAGGGCCUGGGCACCCUCCGAGGGGAUGGGUACCUCCACCCUGUCAAGAAGUGGCCGAUGCGCUCCAGGCUGUACAUCGGAGCUACGGGACAGUUUCUGACUCACUCGGCACAAGGAGACGGCGCAAACCAAGGAGAAACAUCAACCACUUCACAAAUCUAA